CUGAACCUGAACGCACCGGAGCUAGAGCUGUUGUCAAGAGAAGCGUUGCUAACCCUCACGGCUGUCGGCUUCAAAGUGGAGAUAAGUUUGGACAUUUUUCGGACUGAAAACAUUUUUCCCUGGAAAUGUUGGGCUACAUCUGGCAGUAUGUUUACACAUCCUUCCUGAGAUACUGGUUGAAGUGGCUCAUCAGACAGGCAACAGGAAAAUGUGAGCUGCAGAGAAUAUGUUCUGAAUGCAAACCUGGAGCAACAAGGACAGCUAAAGCAGAGUACUCUCUUCGCUCUUCAAAGAGCAAGGUCUUAAGAGGAGCCUUGGAAACCAGUAAGGAUAAUUUAGAGCAAUGUGUGGAUCAAAUUAUGAAGGAAAAGAAUGUCAAACCUCAGAAAGAUCCCCAGUUCAAGGCGAGUCUACACAUCUGUCUGCUACAGAUUACAGGAUAUAGCAGUUUGUAUGUAUCUGUAGAAGACUUGAGGAAGGAAGUUUUCAGCUCGGACAACCCUGAACACGAGGCCAUGCUUUUAAAGCUGUGGGACUUGCUGAUGCCGUCGGUCAAACUGGAGUCGAGGAUCACUAAACAGUGGGGAGACAUUGGAUUUCAAGGAGACGACCCCAAGACAGACUUCAGAGGAAUGGGCCUGCUGGGCUUAAUUAACCUUGUGUUUUUUAGUGAAAACUACACAGUGGAGGCUCGUCAGGUGUUGUCUCAUGCCAACCAUCCUAAACUAGGGUAUUCGUAUGCCAUAGUUGGGAUCAACUUGACAGAGAUGGCUUACAGCCUCCUGAAGAGUGGUGCUCUGAAACCACAUUUUUACAAUACGAUCCAAGGCACACCGGAGCUGCAGCAUUUUCAUCAGCUCUACUGUUAUCUGGCGUACGAAUUUGAUAAAUUCUGGGUGGCAGAAGAACCGGAGAGCAUCAUGCACUUCAAUCAGUACAGAGAAAAAUUCCACACAAUUGUGAAGACGCAUCUACAGGAGCCCGAUGCGUCUCUCACACUGACUGUCAGCUCAAAAAACUAACACUUUUCACACGAUGCGGCGUUCUAUCUGGUAGAAGGAAGGUUCGGCAUGAGCAAUGCUGACACAUUACAAACAGACUGCUGCUGGUCGAUGCCUCAUAUUCCUAAAGAUUCCAAACAAAUUAGUCCUCUUGCGUUUGGUUUUGUGAUUCAUUUGUGAUGCUCAGUCCAUCUUGUUCCAGUGACAGUUAAGGUAUUUAAAAUCGAGCACAAAUCUUAACACCUUAUACCUCAACAACGACCAUUCCAGUGGUUCAUUCACUCAUGAAGGGGAAAUGAGAGCUGCUGCAGAGGACUGUAGUGAUAAAAAUGGCUCUAUAUGUUGUAAGGCUUUAAGCACUUUCAGUGAGCAAGCAGCCAAAUUGUUGCAUUUAAAGGCAGUAAAAUGGUGAUGAACAACCUUAUUUUAGCUGUCUUGUAUUUAUGUGAACAAAGCCUGUGUGUUCUCACAUUAGUCCUGCUCAGGAAUUUAAUAUUUAUGUUCAGAGGUAAUGGCUGAAACUAAGUAUAAGGAAUGAUUUCCAGUUUUUGGCGCUUCAUUGUGGUGCUCUUAUCUUUAAAGUUGUGCAUGUUUUAACCAGUCCCCCACUGAUGUCAUUAAUAUCAUCUGUGUUAUGUAAUAUCAGUGAAAUGGUUGUGAGCAGUUGUUUUCAUACAUUUGUAUGUCUUAAGACUGAUACUGAACUUUUAUUAACUGUUAUUUUUAUGCUGUGAUUUGCUUUUGGAGGCAGGUUUGUAAAACUCACACAUCUUGCUGAGGGUUAAUAAACACAAAUUUGAUUUGAAAA
Acanthochromis polyacanthus (spiny chromis) is the source of this 1809-nucleotide messenger RNA. It is a transcript of the gene elmod2, whose product is annotated as ELMO/CED-12 domain containing 2. Gene Ontology annotation, cellular component: membrane. Gene Ontology annotation, molecular function: GTPase activator activity. The record is from RefSeq and is a predicted model, not a curated record. The transcript has 9 exons. The coding region runs from base 126 to 1022 and encodes 298 amino acids. Lineage: Eukaryota; Metazoa; Chordata; Actinopteri; Pomacentridae.